Molecule: messenger RNA, 1488 nt
Organism: Gadus morhua (Atlantic cod)
Lineage: Eukaryota; Metazoa; Chordata; Actinopteri; Gadiformes; Gadidae
Gene: hsd17b7
Product: hydroxysteroid (17-beta) dehydrogenase 7
Exons: 9
Coding region: 102-1103 (333 amino acids)
Biological process (GO): cholesterol biosynthetic process
Cellular component (GO): endoplasmic reticulum membrane
Molecular function (GO): 3-beta-hydroxysteroid 3-dehydrogenase (NADP+) activity; estradiol 17-beta-dehydrogenase [NAD(P)+] activity; 5-alpha-androstane-3-beta,17-beta-diol dehydrogenase (NADP+) activity
Source: RefSeq, a predicted model, not a curated record
UCAGACGUCAGACCACACGAUACGUCCAUGGAUCGGACCAUUCAUUACACCUUUACUCGCUUUAUACAUAAAACAAGUUGUUAAAACUUCAAUCGAGUAAGAUGAAUAAAGUGGUUUUGGUGACCGGAGCGAAUAGCGGCGUCGGCCUGGCUCUCUGUGAGCGGCUCCUGGGAGAGGAUCCUGGGCUGCAGCUCUGUCUGGCCUGCAGGAACAUGUGCCGGGCGCAGGCUGCCCGGGCCGCGCUGCUCGCGUCCCACCCCGGGGCCCAGGUGGGACUGCUGCAGCUAGACACCAGCUCCGUCACUUCCGUUCUGAACGCAGCCAAAGAGGUGAAGCUCAGGUACAGCCAGAUGGACUAUCUCUACCUCAAUGCUGGUAUCAUGCCAAACCCACAGUUCGAUGUGAAAGCCUUUUUCAAAGGCGUCUUUUCCAGAAACGUUGUAAAUAUGCUUGCCACUGGAGAAGGUAUUCUGAAACAGAAGGACAGCAUCACUGCCGACGGAAUGCAGGAGGUAUUCGCGACCAACCUAUUUGGUCAUUUCCUCCUGGUCAGAGAGCUGGAGAGCCUCCUCUGCCAGGCCGGACGGACCUCCCAGGUGAUCUGGACCUCCUCCAUCAACGCCCAGCAGUCAGCCUUCAGCCUGGAGGACGUCCAGCACCGGCAGGGCUCCCAGCCCUACAGCUCCUCCAAGUACGCCACGGACCUGCUCAGUGUGGCCCUCAACACGCACCUCAACUCACAGGGCCUGUAUUCAUCGGUCAUCUGUCCAGGUUUUGUGAUGACCAAGUUGACCUAUGCCAUCCUGCCCGCAUUCCCGGAUUUUCUGUGGUCCCUGGUUAUGCCACUCUUUUGGUUUAUCCGGAUUUUUACCAACACGUUCACCCUGACGCCGUAUAAUGGAGCUGAAGCUCUGUUGUGGCUGUUCCACCAGAAGCCUGAGUCACUGGAUCCUUACUCCAAGUACCACAGUCUGACCUCAGGCCGGGGCGCCAACCACAUACAGCCACGGAAGAUGGAUGUGGAUGAGGACCUGUCCCAGGCCCUCUAUGUGAAGCUAUUGGAGCUGGAGCACGGAGUGAGGAAGAGGAGAGGGACCGAAUAACCCUUCAUGGUCACAGUAGCCAACCAGAGCUUCAACAACAAUGUGCAUUGAAACCAUUACUGUAAUUUGGACAAAUUUGAAAUAUAUAUUUUGAAUGAAAAUAGGAUAAUAUUGAAAAUGCUGGGAUAAUUAGAUUGUCUAUAAAAAUGUGAUGUUGUUUAGGCUGUUAUAAAUAUAUUGAGUUUAAUUUAAAUGUAUAAAUACCUUUUAUAAAUAAUUAUUUUAAAUACAAUUAUAUAUUCCUUUAUAACAAUGAAAAGAGUUACCAUUUUUAAAGUUCUCACGAAGAAAUAUGAAAAAUAAAUCACAAAAUAUAAAUUAUUGGGAAUAUAAUAUUUAUAAAUGAUGGAAAAUAAACCAAAUGCAUAGGCCUAUGCAGGCUACA